AAGGGCCGCUCCCCCGCCGCCCGCCCCUCAGGAGCUGGCCGAGAAGCACCAGAAGACCCUGCAGCUGCUGCGGAAGCAGCAGACCAUCAUUCUGGAUGACGAGCUGAUCCAGUGGAAGCGGCGGCAGCAGCUGGCGGGGAACGGAGGGCCCCCCGAGGGCAGCCUGGACGUGCUACAAUCCUGGUGUGAGAAGUUGGCGGAGAUCAUCUGGCAGAACCGACAGCAGAUCCGCAGAGCUGAGCACCUCUGCCAGCAGCUGCCCAUCCCCGGCCCCGUGGAGGAGAUGCUGGCUGAGGUCAACGCCACCAUCACAGACAUCAUCUCAGCCCUGGUGACCAGCACGUUCAUCAUCGAGAAGCAGCCCCCUCAGGUCCUGAAGACCCAGACCAAGUUCGCAGCCACCGUGCGCCUGCUGGUGGGCGGGAAGCUGAACGUGCACAUGAACCCCCCCCAGGUGAAGGCCACCAUCAUCAGUGAGCAGCAGGCCAAGUCGCUGCUCAAGAACGAGAACACCC
Molecule: messenger RNA, 515 nt
Organism: Physeter macrocephalus (sperm whale)
Lineage: Eukaryota; Metazoa; Chordata; Mammalia; Artiodactyla; Physeteridae
Product: signal transducer and activator of transcription 5B-like
Exons: 3
Biological process (GO): regulation of transcription by RNA polymerase II; regulation of cell population proliferation; growth hormone receptor signaling pathway via JAK-STAT
Molecular function (GO): RNA polymerase II cis-regulatory region sequence-specific DNA binding; DNA-binding transcription factor activity, RNA polymerase II-specific
Source: RefSeq, a predicted model, not a curated record